GCGAGGUGUUGGCGGGGAGACCGGAGAGGACGGAGGCUACCGGGUCACCAAUGCUAGGGGAAAUUUAGCUCUCCAGAAAUAUCGAAAAGCGGCUAAGUUUGAUUCAGAAUGCGUCCCUAACCCACUGGGCUUUCUUCAAAAGGGAGCAAACCAAACCUUCUGGUAUAAGCUUUGCUAUUUUUCUAUUCCUGGAGAGCUUAAUGCGCCUCGUUUCCAAACAUGAUCGGGAGCGGACUGUUCGUUUUGAUUCUAAUGUCCAACUGCGUUCUUUCAUUGCCAGUGACUUCAAGUCAGCUGGAGAAUGAGGACGUAAAGGUGAUGAAAUGCAUCAUAGAAGCACUGGCAGAUGUGCUAUCAAGGCCUCAUCCCGUACCUGUGAGUGAGGACUGUCUGGCCACACUGAGGGCAGACAACAGGCUUGUUACUAUCCUUCGUCAUCAUAACUUUCUGAAGGAGCUGCAGGAGAUCGGUGUUCACGGUGGCCAAGAGAGAGCUCAGCUGCGAAGUGGUGCUGAUACACCUGCCCCAACAGCACAAGCUCCCCAGAGGACAGAUGCUGCCGCUGAUCGAUCCAUGCUGGAGGCUUUAGGAGGCCCCGGUGAGAGGUCCCUUCUGGCCCAGAAGAGGAGGACAGGAGGUGGGGGUGAAGAGAAAGAAAAUAAUGAGCGCCUGAGAGAUGGAGUGUCACAGCAGGACAGUGACAUUGCUGAAGAGGCACAGGUGAAGAGGGAAAAUGAUGAGAGCCUUGGAAGUCACAUCUCUCAGUAUGUGGAUGAGUGGAAUGAGGACAAGCCUGAAAAUAGGGAAGAGGAAGAAGAAGAAGAGGAAGAAGAAGAGGACUAUGAAGAGAAGAGAGCAAAUUCAGAGGAGGAAAGCAUGACCAAGGAUAGGAAUGGGGCUGGAUCUGAUGAAAAGAGAGACGCACCCAAAUACAAAUCAAAAGUGAAGAAAUAUGAUGAGGAGGAGAAUAACAAGAGAUUUGCACCUUUCUCACGCAAUCAAGAGGAGGAGGAGGAGGAGGAGAAGGAAAGUGAGAUGAAGACAGGGAGCAGGGAGAGCCUGGAGCGAGCGACCAGGAGGGGUAACAGGAUGCGACUGAAGAAAAAAACAGGUGUACCACAUCAUUCGAAAGAGGUCACAGAAAAAGAGGAGGAGAAGAAGAAAAGAGACCCUGGGAGGACUCCAGAGGAGAAGGAGCUGCAGAUGAUUGCUCAGAGGGCACCAGAGGAGAGGAGGGUGUCAGAGGAAGAGGGGAGUGCCAGCAGAAAGUUAGAGGAGUCAGAGAUUGAAAGCCUGGCAGCCAUUGAGUCAGAGCUCGAGAACGUUGCCCAGAAACUCCAUGAGCUGCGGCAAGGCUGAGCGAGAGCCUGGUACAAAGUUGACACUGCAACCUCCUCUGCCUCCUCGUCCUCCUCCGCUUUACCAACUGCCUGGUUUCCACAGAUAGAGCGUGUGAAAAUGUGACAAGAUUUUAUCUUUUGCUAUUUUUCUUGAGGAAGCCCACUUGCGCCAGACUGCUGCAGCCUCCUUUGUGACAUUUUGUCCCUCACGUAGAGUAGAACAGUAGAUACACAUUGCAGCUAGACAUGCAUACUAAAACGCACACGUUUUGUGCAGACAUGCAUACAUACAUGUAUAUACUGUAGGCCUAUAUAUUCAGAAUGCAUAGCAAGACUCCGGAAGCAAAAACCUUUGUCAAGUUGACAGCUUGUUUCCUUCGUUUCCUCUUUCCUCUGACAAUCAUCUUUCUUUUCUGCAAAUGUAUCUUUCCUGCUUUUCAGAUUAUUUUAACACUACACAUCGAUUUAUGUGACCAACCAGAUCCAGGAAUACACACGCCACCAUGGUGACGUUGUACAGUAAUGGCAUAUAUACAUGUACAAAGCUCCUUCUCAUAUGCUUACUUGUAAGGAAGAAGAAGAAUACAUAGAUGCUUACAUAUUACUAUAGAUACAGUUGACUCAAAUCAAUCCAAGGCAAUAAGUGAACAUUUUUAGCAGAUAAUCUAAAACUGCACUGAAUUUAUGUAGGAAAAUAAUUAAAUUGAAUAGGUUAUCUGGAAGUCUCUGUUUGGUACAGGUAAUCCUUUUAAUGCCACUAAAAUAAGUAUUUGUAUAUUAGAAUUAAUGCAAUAAACUGAAUA
This is a messenger RNA of Monopterus albus (swamp eel), 2143 nucleotides long. It is a transcript of the gene chga, whose product is annotated as chromogranin A. Gene Ontology annotation, cellular component: chromaffin granule. The coding region runs from base 220 to 1359 and encodes 379 amino acids. The record is from RefSeq and is a predicted model, not a curated record. The transcript has 9 exons. Gene Ontology annotation, biological process: defense response to bacterium; negative regulation of insulin secretion; negative regulation of catecholamine secretion. Lineage: Eukaryota; Metazoa; Chordata; Actinopteri; Synbranchiformes; Synbranchidae.